CGUUUGAGAUUACACCCAUUAUGAGAUAGAGCGCAUCUAGAGAAAGUGGGGAGUGUGAUCAGGGAAGUGUGUGUGAAGUAAUUCAUUAGGCAUAAUACAAAAGGCAAGCAUCUCGUACGUGUGUCCUUCAGAGAGAUGGCCAUGCACCACGCACCCACCAGGGCUUUUGCUUUUGGCCUUCUGGGCAACAUCGUUUCCUUCAUAACCUUUCUUGCUCCUCUGCCCACUUUCUAUGGAAUUUACAAGAGAAAAUCGACGCAAGGGUUUCAGUCAAUUCCAUACGUGGUAUCGCUUUUGAGUGCGAUGCUUCUGCUGUACUACGGACUGGUUAAGAAGGAUACACUCCUCAUCACCAUCAAUGGAAUCGGCUGCGUCAUUGAGACUGCUUACGUGGCUGCUUACCUCAUCUAUGCCUCAAAGAAUGAUAGGACGAUGACCUUGAAGCUUUUCCUGAGCAUGAACGUAUUGGGGUAUAGUGCGGUACUCUUUACCACUUUCUUCCUAUCAAAAGGAGCAAAUCGCGCACGGAUUAUUGGAUGGAUUUGCAUGACAUUCUCUCUAGGCGUAUUUGCCGCUCCACUUUGCAUCGUUAGAAAAGUCAUAAAAACCAAGAGCGUGGAGUUCAUGCCAAUAACUCUAUCAUUCUUUCUCACGCUUGGUGCAAUCAUGUGGUUCUUCUAUGGCUUUCUCCACAAAGACAACUUCAUUGCUGUGCCAAACGUGUUGGGAUUUGUAUUGGGAGUGGUUCAGCCGGUGCUUUAUGCAAUAUACAGGAAGAACGCAAAGAAAGUGGUAGUGGAGCCUAAUUUGCAGCUGCAGGAAUUACGGGAAGAGAUCAUUGACGUCGUGAAGCUGAGCGCAGCCGUGUGUCAAGAACUGAACCCGGUGUUAGCUGCACAGUUGAAGGACGUCCUCAAAGAUAGUGUUGGCGAAGAUGACCAAAUCGUCGAGAUGCCUUCCAAAGCAAUCAAGGCAUGA
Messenger RNA from Syzygium oleosum, 978 nucleotides. Its product is annotated as bidirectional sugar transporter SWEET10-like. Bases 136 to 978 code for a protein of 280 amino acids. Gene Ontology annotation, biological process: carbohydrate transport. Gene Ontology annotation, molecular function: sugar transmembrane transporter activity. The transcript has 6 exons. Lineage: Eukaryota; Viridiplantae; Streptophyta; Magnoliopsida; Myrtales; Myrtaceae. Gene Ontology annotation, cellular component: membrane. The record is from RefSeq and is a predicted model, not a curated record.